Molecule: messenger RNA, 1658 nt
Organism: Scheffersomyces stipitis CBS 6054
Lineage: Eukaryota; Fungi; Ascomycota; Pichiomycetes; Serinales; Debaryomycetaceae
Gene: TUB2
Product: beta-1 tubulin
Exons: 3
Coding region: 40-1386 (448 amino acids)
Biological process (GO): microtubule cytoskeleton organization; mitotic cell cycle
Cellular component (GO): cytoplasm; microtubule
Molecular function (GO): GTP binding; GTPase activity; structural constituent of cytoskeleton
Source: RefSeq, a predicted model, not a curated record
CGUAGUAGAUCAUCGGAAUUAUUAUCACACGUAUCCACUAUGAGAGAAAUUAUUCAUUUAUCCACCGGUCAAUGUGGUAACCAAAUUGGUGCUGCUUUCUGGGAAACCAUCUGCGGUGAACACGGCUUGGACAGUAACGGUAACUACCAUGGCGAUGAUGACCUCCAAAAGGCCAAGUUAGACGUCUACUUCAACGAAGCUACCAGCGGAAAGUACGUUCCUCGUGCUGUUUUGGUCGAUUUAGAACCAGGAACCAUUGACGGUGUCAAAACCUCCCACAUCGGUAACUUGUUCAGACCUGACAACUACAUUUUUGGACAAAGCUCUGCCGGUAAUGUCUGGGCCAAAGGUCACUACACCGAAGGUGCUGAAUUAGUCGACUCCGUCUUAGAUGUUGUUAGAAGAGAAGCUGAAGGUUGUGACUCCUUGCAAGGUUUCCAAAUCACCCACUCUUUGGGUGGUGGUACCGGUUCUGGUAUGGGUACUUUGUUGAUUUCCAAGAUCAGAGAAGAAUUCCCUGACAGAAUGAUGGCUACUUUCUCUGUCGUUCCAUCACCAAAGGUGUCUGAUACCGUUAUUGAACCAUAUAACGCUACCUUGUCGGUUCACCAAUUGGUUGAAAACUCCGACGAAACCUUCUGUAUUGAUAAUGAAGCUUUGUACAAUAUCUGUCAAAAGACCUUGAAAUUGCCUACCCCAUCUUACACUGAAUUGAACAACUUGGUCUCGUCAGUAAUGUCUGGUGUUACCACUUCUUUGCGUUACCCAGGUCAAUUGAACUCUGACUUGAGAAAGUUGGCUGUUAACUUGGUUCCUUUCCCAAGAUUGCAUUUCUUCAUGGUUGGUUACGCUCCAUUGACUUCAAUCGGUUCCAAGUCGUUCAGAUCUUUGACAGUUCCAGAAUUGACUCAACAAAUGUUCGACUCCAAGAACAUGAUGGCUGCUUCUGACCCAAAGAACGGUCGUUACUUGACUGUUGCUGCCUUUUUCAGAGGUAAGGUUUCCGUGAAGGAAGUUGAAGAUGAAAUGCUCAAGGUUCAGACCAGAAAUGCUUCCUACUUUGUCGAAUGGAUUCCAAACAACGUGCAAACUGCCGUUUGUUCAGUGGCUCCAAAGGACUUAGACAUGUCUGCUACGUUCAUUGGUAAUUCCACAUCUAUCCAAGAAUUGUUCAAGAGAGUUGGUGACCAAUUCAGUGCUAUGUUCAGAAGAAAGGCUUUCUUGCACUGGUACACAUCUGAAGGUAUGGACGAAAUGGAAUUCACCGAAGCCGAAUCCAACAUGAAUGACUUAGUCAGCGAAUACCAGCAAUAUCAAGAAGCAAGUAUUGAAGAGGAAGAAUUGGACUAUGCCGAUGAAAUCCCAUUGGAAGACCAAUUAGAAUAGGUAGUUAGUUUGGUCAAUGAUGUUUGCUUUUACAACUUAUUAUCUCUUAAUCCUCUUUUACUUCGUUUGGUUUGCUUCUUAUAUACAUAAUUUAUACCCUUGACUAUUAUUACAAGAUUUAAAAAUUGGUAUUAGCACCUAUAUAGUUUAGUUUGUUGAAUAGGUCAUGUUAUUAUUCUGUAAGAUUCACAAAAUACUAUCAUAGUACACUGAUAGCUACAGCUACCAACAUUACAUCAAAAUUAUGUUACUUAUAACGUGAAAUUAAUGAU